UGUCGUUGACAGUAUAUAGCUCUAUCAAGCAAGGGCGGCUGUAUAUCGGGCGGACUAGUGUUGACAGUAUUCUCUUACAUGUAGCAAGAACGGGACGGGUACCUCUGAAACUCCUCUGAACAAUCGCCUCCCUCUCGGUGUUACUGCCAACAUGAUUGGUAUAUUGUUUGUGGUAUUUGCUGGAAUUUGUGUCACUUUAGGAGAAUACGAACUAUCAGAUUAUGCCAGCCACCCCUGUAUGCGUGAGUGUGGGGAUGGAGCGCCCCCUAUGACCUGCGUGUACAACUUCACAGUAGAAUACUACUACGUCUUGACCAAAGCCUGCUAUGACUGCCCGUACAACAUCACCGACUGCUACAGACCACACUGCGUUGCUGCUGACGGCGUGGGGAGGGGGAUCAUCACGACGAACAGGAUGCUACCAGGACCUGCCAUACAAGUUUGUCAGAACGACAUGGUCGUUGUCAACGUGCACAACAAGAUGGAAGGUUCUGAGGGGACCACCAUCCACUGGCACGGAGUCUUCCAGAAAGGUUAUCAACAUCAUGAUGGUGUCAGCAUGGUAACCCAGUGCCCAAUAACAGCUCACUCCAAGUUCCAGUACAGGUUCAAGGCCGGUAACCGAGGCACUCACUUCUGGCACGGUCAUGCUGGCGUCCAACGCUCCGACGGUCUGUUCGGGGCGCUGAUUAUACGGGAACCUCCGUCACGUGACCCAUCCUCACACCUGUAUGACCAUGACCUUCCUGAACACACCAUGAUAGUACAUGACUGGCUUGUUGAACUGACCAUCAACAGGUUUGCCGGCCACCAUCACGCAGGAUACGACAACAAACCCGCAUCUAUGCUCAUCAACGGUCGGGGAGCGUUCCAUGAGUUCCCGACUUCAGACACCAACGAGACAAUCUACACCCCGUAUUCUGUGUUCAAUGUCAGGAAGGACCAGAAGUACCGCUUCCGCGUCAUCAGCAACGGCAUCCUGAACUGCCCCAUCCAGGUCUCCGUGGACCACCACGACAUCAUCAUGAUUGCCACGGAUGGUGUGCCACACCACCCUGUCGUUGUCAGCUCUUUCAACAUCUUCGCGGGAGAGAGGUACGACUUCAUACUGGACGCUGACAAGGCAGUUGACAACUACUGGAUUCGAAGUCGAGGUAUGGCAGACUGCGCUGUUAAGUCAGCGAAACAGUUGGCCAUCUUGAGGUAUGAGAACGCCACAGAGACGGAACCGAGUGGACCUUCAGACUAUGAGAGUGGGCGGAGAGGAGGGAAGCUGUUGAACCCCUGGAACAAAAAAGGCUCCCCUGAACUGACCCCCGUGUCCUGGCUGAACACCACCCUGGCAGACCCCCUCCACAUGAAACAGGUGCCCGAUAAGAAGUUUUACACUGCCAUGGACUUCUACACAAUAGACAACUAUGUGUUCCAUCAUAAAGAUUUCUAUCCCUUGGCUGCCGUUAACAUGGAUAAAAGGCUGUAUUUACCACAGAUGAAUCAUAUCAGCAAUAGUCAACCGCCAUCCCCGCCACUGUCCCAGUUUGCUGAUAUACCCAAGGACAGUUUCUGCGGCCCCCACAACACCAGGAACUGCAGCCAGGAGUUCUGUGAGUGUAUCCACAUCAUCAAGGUGGACCUGGACGACACCGUGGAGAUGGUGCUCAUUGAUGAAGGCGUCGCCUUCAACGCCAACCACCCCAUACAUCUACAUGGCCAUCACUUCCGGGUGGUCGCUAUGGACAGGGUCAACGAGUCAACCUCUUUAGAGGAGAUCAAACAGAUGGAUGCAGAUGGUCAGAUUGAAAGGAACCUGGAAACACCUAUAGCUAAAGACACUGUAACGGUUCCGGAUGGAGGGUAUACAGUCAUCAGGUUUCAUGCUGAUAACCCAGGGUUCUGGCUGAUGCACUGCCACAUCGACUUCCACGUGUCAAUCGGGAUGGGUCUCAUCGUACAGGUGGGGGAGCUGAAUCAGAUGCCCCGACCCCCAAAACACUUCCCCCGGUGUGGGAACUGGGAGUACACGGGGGAGGAGGAGGAGGAGGAGCCCAGGUGCCCCGUGAGCGGAGCUGGACUUAAUGAAGAAUCGUUGUGGCUACCAGCAUUGUGGUGUAUAUUCGUAGUCGUAUAUAGCCAUUUCUACAUUUAGAUGCCACUGAACUCACAACUUACAAGCUUCUGAAUACAAUUUGCAAAAAAAACAAGAAAAAUAACAAAUGCCAUAAAUAAUACUGGUGAAAGCUAACAUAUAACGAUUUUCAGUUUAUUUUAGGCUCAUUUUGGCAAUACAACAAAAAGUAGUUGACAGGUAAAUAGAACAAAAAAAAUAUUGUUUUACACUGGCAAACUUUACUAACCUUCCUUCUUCAUUGAGCACGUGCUAUAAGGUUUAUAAUUUUGCCAGUCGUGAAAAAAUAACAUUAAGACGUUACAAAGCCAAUAUAUCUGCCUAACACUCUGACUCAUAAUCAUCGACUUGUCUCAAAAUGGCGAGCGAGACACUGGUCAAGGGGGAAGUGAUCAGUGUCACGUGGUCUUGGCGCCGACACUGAAAUAUUGGUCAAUCUCCAGCCAGCUUAAACAAAUGAAAGACAUGAUUGAAUGCACUGCACUAUUACAUCUACCUAACUCUUCAUCGGAAUGAUAUCACCCACAUAUACCCCACUUUUCAGACAUUAGUCAAGAAAAGAAAAUAUUGAAACAUGGGUUUCUCCAUAUUUUUAUUCUGUCAUACAUUUACACAUAUUACGAAAGAAAUCCAACAUACACCAUCCAAAGUA
Haliotis rufescens (red abalone) is the source of this 2777-nucleotide messenger RNA. Its product is annotated as laccase-2-like. Gene Ontology annotation, cellular component: plasma membrane. Gene Ontology annotation, biological process: iron ion transport. Gene Ontology annotation, molecular function: copper ion binding; oxidoreductase activity. Lineage: Eukaryota; Metazoa; Mollusca; Gastropoda; Lepetellida; Haliotidae. The transcript is spliced from 10 exons. The coding region runs from base 152 to 2146 and encodes 664 amino acids. The record is from RefSeq and is a predicted model, not a curated record.